AUGUCGGAGAUGACGUGUCUAACCCAGACGACGACGACAACCGCCAAGAGCCUCAAGGGGAAAGAAAUCGCUGCUGGAGCGCUGAGGCGGGUGCAGGGCGCGGUGAUCGGAGGGGACAGGUUGAUCGGAGUCUGCCGCAUCUCGUCGAGCGAGCUGAGAGGGCUCGGGUCGUCCACGGUGCCGGCGGACCUGAAGCUGAGGGACCCCAGGGGCUCGUGGUGGGGCAGCAGCAGGGGUACCAUCCGCAUCGCCGUGAGCCUGGAAAGGCUGCAGGCGAACAUAAUCCGAGCCGCGUUGCCCCCGAAGAGAGCGUCGGUCCUGGGGGUACCGGAGGGGGUGACGCGGACGGCGUCCAGCGAGGCGAAGGGGGAGGAGGCCGCCCCUCCCACGGAGCUUUCCUGCAAGGUUCUGUGGAACGGGCACGACUUUUCUAGCCCCAGCCGGUGGGACAAGGUGUUCUGCAUGACGCUCGCCAACAACCAGUUGUGGCUGGACAUCAGCGCCGCGAGACCCGCGGCAAGGCGGGAGCAGCGCCGGCGGGCGGCGGUGGUGGAGAACACCUGGGCCGGGAGCCGGAGCUGCAUCCUGACGGUGGGGCUGGCGUAUCACCUGAGCACGUUCGACGCCCAGGGAUUGGCCGACAUGCUCAACUCGGAGGAGACGUCUACGGAGAGGAUGGCAGGGACAAAGGAGUGGCACGAUAAGGGAUUCCGACUGCACUGGGAUCCAGUCCGAAGAAGAUUCACUAUUCUCAACGUCUCCAGGAGGAGCUUCGUGCUGAGGGGUGGCUGCAGCUCGUUGGCUACUGCUCUCCUCGGCUUCCGCGAAAAAGACCACUUCUCGAAACCGGUGGCGGAGGCCGUUCUCGACCCUCAACACCCCAGCGACCCACCCCGACGGCACAUGGGUAUCACCGGUGACACGGUGCCCCUGCCUUUGCUACGGCCACACUGGAUGCGCAUCGUGUGGGGCCCCCCUGCGAUGGAGAUCACACGGGGAGGGGAGCUUCGCGUACAGGUGUGGUCCAGGCAACCGACGGGGCCCAUCCUUCGAUCGCAGCAACGCCGGAGACGACGGAGAUCGGCCAUAGGCUGCGCCGGCCAGAGCGAAGAUGGUUCUUCACUCGUUGGGACAGCGGUCCUUGAUUCUGCGGAAACCUAG
This is a messenger RNA of Ectocarpus siliculosus, 1161 nucleotides long. Lineage: Eukaryota; Phaeophyceae; Ectocarpales; Ectocarpaceae. The record is from the annotation of a GenBank genome assembly.